AUGUGGCUGAAAUUUGUCGAUCAAGUCAGCUUAACUCGCUGGGAUUUAUUUGGCGGCUGUAUUGUAAUCAUUGGGGCUUUGGUGAUUAUUCUGCAACCGCAAGUAGGACAGCGCUCGAUCCGUUUGACCAAGCAGGGCAUAGAAUUCAGCGAGGAAUUCUUUUUCUCGUUGAGUUUGCUUACGAUUCUUAUUCACUACAGCUUCAAUUUUAGCCUGAUUAUCACGUAA
Messenger RNA from Oppiella nova, 228 nucleotides. NCBI's taxonomy places the organism in Eukaryota, Metazoa, Arthropoda, Arachnida, Sarcoptiformes, Oppiidae. The record is from the annotation of a GenBank genome assembly.